Diaporthe batatas is the source of this 1401-nucleotide messenger RNA. RefSeq lists its product as uncharacterized. The coding region runs from base 1 to 1401 and encodes 466 amino acids. Lineage: Eukaryota; Fungi; Ascomycota; Sordariomycetes; Diaporthales; Diaporthaceae. Gene Ontology annotation, molecular function: protein binding. The record is from RefSeq and is a predicted model, not a curated record. Gene Ontology annotation, biological process: iron-sulfur cluster assembly. Gene Ontology annotation, cellular component: cytosolic [4Fe-4S] assembly targeting complex. The transcript has a single exon.
AUGGUUUCACCAGGCUCCGGCGAGGACGGGCCCAGGCUCAGGGCGAUGCCGGCCCUGAGUCCAGAGCUCUACCAGCGCGCCUGGGCCUCGAUCCCGCAUCCUACCCUGCCCCUUCUGGCGACUUGCCACUCCAAGGCCGUCACCAUCUACUCGCUCUCCUCCCUCACCUCGCACAGCAUCCUGACUGGCGGCCAUGCCCGCUCCGUCCGCUCCGCCGCCUGGAAGCCUGCCAUGCCCCCAAACAAGCUCUGCCUCGUGACCGCCAGCUUCGACUCCACCGCUGCCCUGUGGCGCUGGGACGGCGGCAACCUCUCUGUGGAUCAGCCGGCCGACCUUGUCCCGUCUCACCCCGGCAGUUUGGAGGUUGACGUGACCACCACCACAGCCAGCCGCUCCCCACAGAGAGAUCCCACUGCCUCCGAUAAAGACGAAGACGACUGGGAGUUCUCCCUGGUCCUCGAGGGCCACGACUCAGAGGUCAAGUCUGUCGCAUUCUCGCCCUCUGCCCAGUACUUGGCUACCUGUAGCCGUGACAAGACUGUGUGGAUAUGGGAGGAUGUCGGCGCCAACGAGGCCGACGACGAGUGGGAGACGGUCGCCGUCCUCAACGAGCACGAGGGCGACGUCAAGUCUGUCUCCUGGUGCCCCGACGUGCCUGGCCGCACCGCCAAGGGAAAAUAUGGCGCCGACGUGCUGGCGAGCAGCAGUUAUGACAACACCGUGCGGAUCUGGCGGGAGGACGGCGACGGGGAGUGGGUAUGCGUGGCGGUCCUGGAGGGCCAUGACGGCACUGUGUGGGGUGUGCAAUGGGAGGCCAGCCCGGACAGAAAGGCGUUCCCGCGCCUGAUGAGUUUCUCGGCGGACAAGACAAUACGCAUCUGGACCCUGGAAGAGGACGACCAAGACGAGGAGGAGAGCGGCGACGGGAGGAACCCUCUGUUCCGACCCGGCUUGGGCGGCAUCCCCAACACCAUGCGUCGCUCGCUAAGAGAGGAAUGGAAAUGCACAGCCAUUCUUCCUUCCGUGCACAGGAGGGACGUGUAUUCUGCCGCGUGGAGCCCCGUCUCUGGCCUCGUUGCCAGCACAGGAAGCGAUGGAAUUAUUGCUGUCUACAGGGAAGAUGCCGCCACUUCCAGCGACGCUUCCGAGCCCACGAGGCUUGGGGCAGCACCAUUGGGACAUGCUGAAAACGGCGAGGCAACCGCCGUCCCGCAUAGCUCUGAGGCCACGGGGUGGCGCGUAAUGGCCACAGUGGAGAAUGGCCAUGGGCCUUACGAGAUUAAUCAUGUCACCUGGUGCCGCAGGUUUGACUCUGGGGCCGAGAACCGCGGCGUGGAUGAAAUGCUUGUCACGACAGGUGACAACGGAGAGGUCAAGCCAUGGCAGCUGACUGCCCCUUAG